CACAUGCAAGUGCGACACGACAGGGUUACGUCACAAACCCGAUGUGCUGGGGCGCUGCUGCAUCCAUCUGUAUUUGCGAUGGAUUUUUCCUCGACUUUAAGCUUCAACGCUCAAGCUUCCCGACUUCCAGCUGAUUUAGCAGUUCUACGUUACUUCAUCUCUUUGAAUGUGGUUUUACACUAUUUUCGCUCAGUGUCAGCCCUCGCCUUGCAUGCAACCUGCCGCCCCUCCACCCAGUCGGCCGUUUCAUUUCUGCUUGGAAAAAAUCCCGUGUUGAACACCCGGCAGCGUCCUCGGCAAUUCACGGAAGAAAACGACUACACUUGUCGCGUCCUCCAUUGAAGUAUUGCACACCAUUUGCUACAAUCAUACAAACUGAUUCCGAAUACUUCCACUGUGAAUCGGCUGGCGCGCUCACCAGUGUCGUCGCGAACUCUGGAGUCAUUCUAACAUCGAACCGAGUUCCUGCCCCACUGCCCAACAUGACCAUAUUUAUAGCUUCACUCUUUCUCCCUAAAACAGUAUACUUCAAGCUGCCAGACGCUCCACCGAAGGGAGGACGUCUGAACCGUGAGACAACGGGGGCGGGGCCAGUCGCAAAGACGAGACCUUCUCUCGCGGUACGCCCGAGUCUAUUUGCGCCUGGUCCGGUCGUGACACCACCCGACACUCCUACCGAAGAAAACAAUGUGGUUGUCAUCGACGAUGGUCCGUUCGCGAAUGAGGAUGGGGCGCGAAUUCAGCUUCCAGGCGACUACAGCAGUAGCGACAGCAUUAGUAGCAGCGACAGCAGCAUCGACUUUGGUCCUGCAGACAAAGAGUCUCCGAAAUGGGGCUCUCGGUCCAAUCAGCCCAAAUCCAGAGCCAAUUCUCCUCCGCCCUCUUCGCUGCUCGAACGCACUAGGAUCGUGCAAAAGGCGAAGGAGAUGGGCCGUCAGGGUGUGACUCAACCUCGAACCAACAGAAGCGACAGCCAUGAUAGAGUCUUCGCAAGUGCCAACUGGCGCAUUGUGAAUGCCGACCAAGGCAAUGGUGGUUUGCGUAACGCCGCAGAUGCGGCAGCACGUGACGGGUAUGAGGAAGAGCACACUUGGAUUGGAACCUUGGGCAUGCCGACGGACGCCUUGGAGGGCACCCAGCAAAAGGAAGAUAUACACGACAAACUGUGGACCGAGCACAACAUGCUGGCCGUAUUCUGCUCCGACAAGGACUUCGAUGGCCAUUACUCGCACUUCUGCAAGCAGAUCCUGUGGCCCGUCUUCCACUACCAGAUGCCUGAUAACCCCAAAAGCAAGGCUUACGAAGAUCACUCAUGGCAAUUCUACGUCAACGUGAACCAGGCAUUCGCAGAUAGGAUUGUGCAGAACUGGAAACGAGGCGAUACUGUGUGGGUCCACGACUACCACCUGCUACUAGUCCCUGGUAUGGUUCGAAAGAAGUUACCAGAUGCCAAGAUUGGACUGUUCCUCCAUGUUGCCUUCCCUUCCUCGGAGCUUUUCAGAUGUCUAGCUGUCCGAAAGCAGCUCUUGGAGGGCAUGCUUGGUGCUAACUUGAUUGGGUUCCAAAUCCACGAGUACACUCGACACUUUCUCCAGACGUGUAGCCGACUUCUGAGUGUCGAGGCUACCCCAGACGGUAUUCAACUGGAUGAACGGUUUGUCAAUGUCAUGAACCACGCUAUUGGCAUCGAUCCUCUCAAUCUGAAUACCCAUCGCGAAGAUCAGGAAGUCCGCAAAUGGAUUAACAUCAUGAAAGAACGGUAUCAAGACAAGAAGAUUAUCGUCGCCCGCGACAAGCUUGACCACGUCCGUGGCGUGCGGGAAAAGCUGCUCUCCUAUGAACUGUUUCUUAACAAGAACCCUGAAUGGAGAGACAAGAUCGUUCUUAUUCAAGUUGCGCUUUCGACAAGCGAGAAAACCGACCUUGAUGCGGCCGUCGGUGAUAUCGUAACAAGAGUCAAUUCGUCAUGGGCCAGUCUAGCAUACCAGCCCCUGGUGUAUCUCAAACAGGACAUCCCUUACUCACAGUACCUGGCUCUGUUGACCAUUGCGGAUGCUCUGAUGAUAACUAGCCAACGCGAGGGUAUGAAUCUGACAUCUCAUGAGUUUCUCGUAUGCCAAGACGGAAAACAUGAUGAGAAGAAGCAUGGAUCACUCAUUCUCUCCGAGUUUACCGGUACCUCAUCUCUCUUUGGUGGCAAUGAACUGUCUAUCAAUCCUUGGAGUCACAGACAAUGCUCUGAAGCCAUCAAAAAAGCGAUAGAGAUGUCGGAUGAGGAGAAGGAGUUGCGCUGGGAGAAGCUUCACGGUGCGGUCAAGCAUCACACCGGCGGACACUGGUUCGCUGAAUUCAUGGCACAAUUGAAUCGAGCCUACGAUGAGCAACAUCGUCAUGAUCAGACCUCAGUCCCGCGGUUGAAUAUGCCAGCCCUCAGCUCUAGAUACAGCAAGAGUCAACGACGACUAUUCUUCUUGGACCUGGAGGGCACCUUGAUCCCCUACAACCCGAUGAGUUCGAUGAUACCUAUGAACCCUCAACGAACGCUUGCUGUCCUCAAUGACCUGGUUGCCGAUGGCCGCAAUUCCGUUUACGUCAUGUCUGGGCGGCGGCCCGCUGAGUUGGAUCGGCUUUUCCGCCUGGUUCCUAAUUUGGGCCUCAUCGCCGAGAAUGGGUGUUUUGUCAAAAAUUCGGAGAGUAGUCGAUGGACGGAGAUUGCUGACCACGAACUGGUGACAGCGUGGAAGGAAUCCGUGAAGAACAUCUUGCAAUACUACCUUGAGAGAACGCCAGGUGCCGAGAUCGAGGAUCGGCAGUGCUCCCUGGUAUUCCACUACAAGAACGCCGAGGACUAUGCGAAUGCUGAGCGACAGGCCACUGACUGGAUUGGCCACAUCAAUGAGUCUUGCGAGAAGCAACGGGUCCACGCCAUGCAGCUGGAGGACUGUGUCGUCGUAGAGCCCAUCGACUGGACCAAGGAGACUGCGGCGGUGAAAGUCUACAAUGAUCUCACGAAAAGUACGACCGCUGCGGACAAAAUCGACCCUGUUGAUUUUGUGAUGGUCAUGGGCGAUGGACGAGAGGAUGAGAAGGUCUUUAAAUGGGCGAAUGGCCUGGCCGACAAGGCUGAGGUGGUCACAGUCAGCCUUGGCAACCGCAAUACCGAAGCAUCGGCAACUUUGACCCAAGGAGUCAGCGGUGUUCUUGUCGCUCUACAGAAACUUGCGAGUCUGUCGUAACGGGCGAGUAAACUGACAAUGCCCACGGCGCGUCCCCAGUGUCGAUUAACCUCCCAAAAUCUCAUCUCUUAUUCCUCGACGGCAUUUCGAAUUGAAAAUAUUCGGCCAACAUGCUCCAACAACACUAUGGGGUAUAGAUCGAUAUGGUACCGACCUCUCACAGCGAACAACAGCCCCCGCUCUUCUUCCUUUUUUCGACGCAGGCGCGUUUUGUUAUUAUGUACACUUACAAGUACCCCCUCCACGAGAAGCAUGCACGGCGUUGGAUUGACAACAGCGGGUGUAAGCCUGCAUAUAUAUAUAUUUUUCUGAUACCGCGUGUCACUCGCGUUGGUUGUUUCACGAGUCAUGAAUAGAAGUAGUCAAUGUUAGCAUUUUCAUACCUACGUUUCGACUGUUGAGGCUGAGGUGCUCACGCUUCCUCGGAUGGCUAUACUGCCAGUACUGUGCUCAUUCGGC
Messenger RNA from Pseudomassariella vexata, 3695 nucleotides. Its product is annotated as family 20 glycosyltransferase. The transcript is spliced from 3 exons. Lineage: Eukaryota; Fungi; Ascomycota; Sordariomycetes; Amphisphaeriales; Pseudomassariaceae. The record is from RefSeq and is a predicted model, not a curated record. Gene Ontology annotation, molecular function: catalytic activity. Gene Ontology annotation, cellular component: alpha,alpha-trehalose-phosphate synthase complex (UDP-forming); cytosol. The coding region runs from base 483 to 3236 and encodes 917 amino acids. Gene Ontology annotation, biological process: trehalose biosynthetic process.